Messenger RNA from Eucalyptus grandis, 1585 nucleotides. RefSeq names its product very-long-chain enoyl-CoA reductase. Bases 387 to 1319 code for a protein of 310 amino acids. Lineage: Eukaryota; Viridiplantae; Streptophyta; Magnoliopsida; Myrtales; Myrtaceae. Gene Ontology annotation, biological process: very long-chain fatty acid biosynthetic process. The transcript is spliced from 4 exons. The record is from RefSeq and is a predicted model, not a curated record. Gene Ontology annotation, molecular function: oxidoreductase activity, acting on the CH-CH group of donors.
AGCUCGAGUUAUAAUGGCGUGUGGUUCAUCAGCUAGAUGAGGCAACGCAUUGGCAGAGGCAGGGGAGCAGUACCAGUUGGAGAGUUAGCUCUCCCACCUCCCCAACCAUCCGCCUUUAAUAUCAUCGCCCGCGUCCAUCGCUCCAGCUCUCUGCCCCCUCUCCGUUUCUGUAUAAAUCGCGUCCCUCGUCUCGCCCCACUUCUUCCUGCUACCGGCCAUAGCCAAAAUCUCCCCUUUUCUUGCCGCUUUGAGCCUCGGAUUCUCGAGCUGGUUUGGCGGAUCUGGAGCGAAAUCGCCGGGGGGAGCAGAAGGGUCGCCGUUUUUCUCCAUUCGGUGAAGUGGGUCUGUCGUUUUUGUCCAUUUGGUGAGGUGGGUCGGUCUCCAACAUGAAGGUCUCCGUCGUCUCGCGCAGUGGCAGGGAAGUGGUCAAGGGCGGCGUCGAGCUCAACGACUCGGCCACCGUGGCUGAUCUGCAGAAGGAGAUUCAUCGCAGGACCAAGAAAUUCUAUCCUUCGAGACAGCGGCUAACACUCCCUCUCCAGCCUGGAUCAAAGGAGAAACCUAUCGCUCUUAACUACAAAAAGAGCCUUGAAAGUUACACUGAAGGAAACUCAGCCAAUUUAACUGUUGUAUUCAAGGACCUUGGACCACAGGUUUCUUACCGUACUCUUUUCUUCUGGGAGUACCUCGGUCCCUUGAUCCUCUAUCCCAUCUUUUACUUCUUUCCUGUGUACCGCUACUUUGGCUACGCUGGGGAGCGCAUCAUCCACCCAGUACAGACUUAUGCUCUGUACUACUGGUGUUUCCACUACUUCAAACGAAUUAUGGAGACAUUUUUCGUGCACCGUUUCAGCCAUGCAACCUCACCCCUUUCUAAUGUUUUCCGGAACUGUGCCUAUUAUUGGAGUUUUGGGUCAUACAUUGCUUAUUAUGUCAACCAUCCGCUUUACACUCCUGUUAGUGACCUCCAAAUGAAGAUUGGUUUCGCAUUUGGGGUGCUUUGUCAAGUUUCAAACUUUUAUUGUCAUAUCUUGCUGAGAAAUCUUCGGAGCCCAGAUGGGAAUGGAGGAUAUCAAAUUCCUCGCGGCUUCUUGUUCAACAUCGUUACUUGCGCCAAUUACACUACUGAGAUUUAUCAGUGGUUGGGUUUCAACAUUGCGACCCAAACCAUUGCUGGGUAUGUCUUCCUUGUGGUUGCUGCUUUUAUCAUGACCAACUGGGCCCUUGCGAAGCAUCGCCGCUUGAAGAAGCUGUUUGAUGGAAAGGAAGGAAGACCACGAUAUCCAAGACGCUGGGUGAUCCUACCUCCCUUCCUGUAGGAAAUUCCACGUUAUGUCGGCAUCUCCAUUUAGCUGUGGUCUGAUUCUGGAUCAGCUCCUUAUUUAGCCAGCAGUCCUAGACAAAUCUUUGUAAUCCAACUGAAUUAGUUUUGUCUAGCUGUCGCUCUGCUUCUCCUUUUAUAUGAUUACAUGGAUUAUGGCGUGAACCUUAUGGGUUCAAUUGUUUUAUUGGCAAGGUUCUGGAUUGAUCUUCAUGUGCUAUUGCCUUUCCAAUGUCUAUUCAUUUAUCAUCUUUUCCCACAGAA